This is a messenger RNA of Pangasianodon hypophthalmus (striped catfish), 4360 nucleotides long. It is a transcript of the gene gga1, whose product is annotated as golgi-associated, gamma adaptin ear containing, ARF binding protein 1. Gene Ontology annotation, biological process: vesicle-mediated transport; intracellular protein transport. Gene Ontology annotation, cellular component: trans-Golgi network. The coding region runs from base 93 to 2057 and encodes 654 amino acids. Gene Ontology annotation, molecular function: phosphatidylinositol binding; small GTPase binding; ubiquitin binding. The transcript has 17 exons. NCBI's taxonomy places the organism in Eukaryota, Metazoa, Chordata, Actinopteri, Siluriformes, Pangasiidae. The record is from RefSeq and is a predicted model, not a curated record.
CUACAGCCCUAAGGAAUCUCGCGAGAACCGCGUUAUACUUGGUGUGGAAUCUCGCGAGAGUUGGAUUGCACUUGGAAAGGAAUCACCGAAAGAUGGCGGCUCCGCCUGAUGAGGGGAGUUUGGAGUCUCGCAUCAACAAAGCGACCAACCCUUUAAACAGAGAGACGGACUGGGACAGCAUUAAGGCUUUCUGUGAACAGCUGAGCAAUGAACCUGAAGGUCCGCAGCUGGCCACCAGGCUUUUGGCCCACAAGAUCCAGUCGCCGCAGGAAUGGGAAGCCAUGCAGGCCCUCACGGUUCUGGAGACAUGCAUGAAGAACUGUGGGAAGAGGUUCCAUAACGAAGUGGGGAAGUUCCGCUUUCUCAAUGAGCUCAUCAAGGUGGUUUCUCCAAAGUACCUGGGCUCUCGAGCGCCAGAACCCGUGAAGAAGAAGGUGCUUGAAAUGAUGUACAGUUGGACUGUGGGGUUUCCUGAAGAGACCAAAAUAUCUGACGCCUAUCAGAUGCUGAAGAAACAAGGUAUUGUGAAACAGGACCCCGCUCUUCCGGAUGAUAAGCCACUCCCUCCUCCCCCUCCUAGACCCAAGAACGCCAUCUUUGAGGAUGAAGAGAAGUCAAAGAUGCUGUCACGCUUGCUCAACAGCACUCACCCGGAGGACCUGAGAGCAGCAAACAAACUUAUUAAGGAAAUGGUUCAGGAGGAUCAGAAGCGCAUGGAGAAGGUGUCAAAGAGAGUAAACGCUAUUCAGGAAGUGAAGGAGAGUGUCAAGCUGCUCACACAGCUACUGGCAGACUACAGCAAAGACACCAGCUCGCAUGACAAUGAGGAGCUAAUCAAGGAUUUGUACCAGCGCUGUGAGAAGAUGAGGCCCACACUAUUCAGAUUGGCCAGUGACACAGAAGACAAUGAUGAAGCUCUAGCGGAGAUCCUGCAGGCCAAUGACAGUCUGACGCAGGUGAUUAACCUCUAUAGGCAGCUUGUGAAGGGAGAGGAGGUGAAUGGAGACAGCAGCACUACGCCAACACUUAAGGGGAACAGCACAGCCCUGUUGGACCUCACUGGACUGGACACGUCACCUUCAGCUCCCACUUUCCCAGAAUUCCCUUCUCAGCCCACACCAUCACAUGAGCUGGGCAUCAGCCUGCUGGAUGAUGAACUCAUGUCUUUGGGGCUAACUGACAACACUCCUAGUUCUACUCUGGCUUCCUCCCAGUCUGGUGAUGCCUCCACAUGGAACUCAUUUCAGAUUUCAGACACUGUAGACACACCCAUACCCCCAGUACCAGCUGCAGUGCUGUUGCCAUCAGUUACCACCCCCCAGGCCCCUGUUAGCGCCCCCACCACUUCUGUCAAGGCCCUGGAUGAACUGGACGUGCUGGGGAAGACUCUGCUACAGCAAUCGCUCCCCCCUGAGAGCCUGCAGGUCAAAUGGGACAAACUUCAGCCUCAGUCCAAGCCCACCCUGCGAGAUCUCCAGAGCAAGUUGAACACAACCCCAGUUGCAAGCCCAAGUCCUAUCCUAGCGUUUCCCUCUGAGCCUGCUAAUCUCCUGAACUCGCAGCACAGCACCGAGGCUCCUGCACUGAGCAUUGGCGCUGCUUCCACUCCUCAGGAUGAGAUCUCUCUGGCCAGUGUCAUUGUGCCCCUGGAAUCCAUCAAGCCUAGUAGCAUGUUGCCUGUGACGAUCUUCGACAAACACAGCUUGCGUGUCCUGUUGCACUUUGCAUGCGAGUGUCCUCCGUCUCGGCCCGACGUUCUGGUGGUCAUCAUCUCCAUGCUGUCGUCUGCUCCCAUGCCUGUCACGAAUAUCCGCUUCCAGGCCGCUGUCCCUAAGACGAUGAGAGUGAAACUGCAGCCGCCCUCUGGAUCAGACCUGCCAGCCUUCAACCCCAUACUCCCACCUGCUUCGAUUACACAAGUCCUGCUACUGGCCAACCCUCAAAAGGAAAAGGUUCGGUUGCGAUACAAGCUGACAUUCGAUUUAGCCGACGAGUCCUAUGAUGAGAGUGGAGACAUUGAACAGUUCCCACCUCCAGAGUCCUGGGGGAACCUUUAGGUGGACACACUGACUUCCUGCUGCUUUAGCCCUCUGCUUCCUGUUGGUCUUGCCCAGUGGGAACAGCUCUUGCAAAUCCAUGGUUCAUUUCUGAUCCAAAGAAAAUUGAGCCCCUCCUCACUUUCCUGAAUAUUUGAUGUCGGUACGAAGUUACAGCAGCGUAAUACUCAUGACAUUUUAAAUCAAAAGCUAAACAAAGGUAGUAAUUUGAAUAGAAGCAUGUGUGAAUGACCACUGUGAGUGGUAGAGGUUAGGUGUAGUGACGGAGGGUCUCAUUUUUUUCAAACUGGAGUCAGACUUAAGUCAAAAGGAUCUGCCUUGGAACCCUAUGCUCUCCUUUUCACCUUGCUUUCCUUCUGUCUCAUUGUCUUUGAUUCGAACAGUUUUAAUCUCCAUCUUCAUCUUAACGCUCAUCUUCCUCUGCUGCCUCUCUGGCUUUGUCCUGUUUUGUGAACCUGUUGAUGCAAUAUCAGCCUUCCUGAAAAGGGAGGCGUGUAUACAUGCUCGUCACUCAUAAAUACUACAUCGUGCUGUCUGUAGCAGAGAGAACUGUGCGUGUGUGUGUGCGAGCGUAUUUUAUGAUUCACAGAGCGGAUCUGUGUGAGAGUUUGAAUAAUGGUGAAGUGGAUUUUGUUUCUAAGCUGUGAUGUGUUUGUUGAUCCUCUAUGAUGGAAGUCCAGUCUCUCCCUCUUUGCCUUUGGUCUGAUGAGCACUGUAUCCUUGUCACAUCUAGAGUUAGGAUAAGAGCUGCAUUUGAUUUCUCUCUACAUAUCGGUGUUGAUUCUGGUCAUUUACUUUUUUUUUUUUUUUUUUUUUUUUUUUUUUUUAAAUACCAAAGUUGCACAUUUUCUUUUUUUAAUCAGCAUUGAUAUGUCAGCUUGUAUCAUUUGAUGACUGACCAAAUCUGACAUCAACAGGAAAUCUUUGCACAGUUUCAAUCCAUUUACUUAAAACUCGAGGAUGCAGCAGUUUUUGGGCCAAUAAUCUUUUACACUAAACUAUUUGAUCAGCUCGAGGUAAACUGUUUGUAAAUUAAAGCCCCAAAUCCAUAUUGUUUUGUCCGUUCAGAGGUGGAACUUUUUUCUGGGUGAAGAUUUUGUGGUAACAUUUACCAACUUGGUCAACACAAGUGCCCUGGUUUCUACCUGAUGGCAAAUACACAAGACAAAUCCUACAUAAAUUGAAUUAAAUGCUGUAUCCCUCCCAUGUUGGAUAGUUGAAUAAGGGCACCGAGGUUCAGUUAAAACAGACUAAAUGCUGCAUAUAUGAAAGCACCAUAGAACAACUUCCUGAGACAGACAAGAGAGAAAGGUUGCAGUUUUAAAUUCACAUACAAAAGUCACCUAAAUGGUUAUUACUUUCAAAGACUGCCCUUCUACUUCCACUUCCAUAACUGAGUUCUGAGCAAAUCAUUUUUUUUAUAUAUGCUUUUCAUUCAUUUCCCCUGUAUUGAGAACGGUUUGGGGUACAUACACUAGAAAUGCAGCUGACAGAGAUCAGGUUAAAACACUGGCCUAUAAAGGAUAAGAUCUGGUGUAUAUCAUUGAAAAAUCCCCCCUCCUUAAUAAGUGAGUGCUCCAACCUGCUGUUUUGCCCUUUUCAGACUGAAUUCAUUUCGACAUUGAUGCUGAAGUCUUGUUUAAAUUGACCGUAUGUGCCUAAUCUAAUGUUUUACAUUCAUCCUGUACUUCUCCUUUCUUAAAUGCUGAUCUGUACAUACAUAUUUGCAUUUCUGUUUGUCUGUGUUUGUUUUGGCUCCAGAGUUUGGCAGUAGCUAUUAACACUGUUUUAUGUAGGUUUUCUUAUUUUGAUGAAAUGAUUUGAAAUGCUGAUAUGGGUUUAGUUUUACAUGGCAAUGAUGAUACAACCAUCUAUUUAUUUUGUCUUUGUAACUUCUAAGUGAAAUAUUCUAACCUAAAACAGUGUUUUCCCCAAAUACAGCACAUGGAGUGAUGGAGAAGUAAUUGUGCCUCUGAUAAGAUGAAAUGAACGGGAAUCAUAAAAAAAAAAUCUGAAGAAAAUUUGUUACAUUGACAGAUUUGUCUGGUUGUGAAAGGGCAGGAGAAACGCUGCAAGUUUAAUGUCAUGUUUCAGCCACCCUGUUACGGUCCAGGUUACACAUCCAGCCUGAAGUCACACUCGCCACCCAGUUUUCUUCCUGAGUCUGACUGUAAAUAGUAUACGUAUUGCAAUUAUGUACAUUUGCCAAAAAUGAAAAACUACAGAGAACGAAUAAUAAGUAUGGAAGAGAACAGAGAAUGUAGUGCAAAUAUGUAUUUAAGGGAAAUAAAGUUAUUCUUUUU